UUCUCUGCGCCUGAAUUUAGUAACGUUACAUGGAUAGAACAGACGCUCCCUAAAGUCUUUUGCUCAGAUCUGAUCUUCCAUCCUUUCCCUUACCCUCCUGUUAAGCAGGUUCCCAAAAGAUCUUGAGUCCUACUGCAUUUCAGUGCAUACACAUCCUGUGUGACGUCACGGAGAUUGCCGAAGUGACGGCUCAAUGUCGCCGAAGUGUGAGCCGAUGUAGAUGCGGGCAUCCGGUGUGACGUCACGGCAGCGGAUGCAAGUGCUUCAGGCAGUGACUUCGACGAGGCCAGAGCGCCUACGGCUGUGUUACAGACGACAUGAAAAACACGCAUGUUACAGCAAUACUUCUACUUAUCUUCAUACACAAUGUGUCCAACAGUGAGCAGAACUCAACGGUCAUUGUGUGGGAUGGAAACUCCGAUCUGCAAACAGAUGCGACAGAUAUCGCGGAUGCCACAAGCCUCGGCGACGAAGGAUCAGGGGAGAUAACCCAAAGUAUGACCCCACUUUGGGAUCAGUCUACAACGUUAGGGGACACCUCAACUCAGCAGAAUGUUCUACCGGGUGGUGCGGUGUCGAAGAUGUCGACAAGGAACGAUAGUGCGACCACAUUUUCUGCCCCAAGUCAAAUGUCUUCUUCGACCAGGUCAUCUCCAACAAGCGCUAGUACAGGGGAGACAACUACACACGGCCUCAUUCAGAAGUCAACUGUUUCUUUUGAUGAACCAAUGACAUCAGAAGGGGUGACUUAUUCUAAUGAUAGGAGCUCGUCAAUGACUACCACUAGAUAUGUUCCAUCUCCAAAGUCUGAUGCAACCCAUAGUACUUCGGCUGUAGUGUCGGUUGAGGAUUCACCUGCGACAAACAGGGCUUCAGAGCUGCCGACAGAACCCCCAACUACAGACGCCCCUGUGACUUCAUCGUCACUUCCAUUCCCGCCUACAUCAACGUCGAUGCCAACAUCUACAGCACCUACCUUCGAUCAGAGUGUACCUUCGUCUACACCAGGUGAAGUUAUCACCCAACCACAAACUACUCCCUCUUCAACCACCUCGUCUACAUCAACAACUACAACUACUACAACCACUACAACAACGACGACGACCACGCCUACCACCAUUCCUACGACAAGCCUACCACCGACAACGACAACAACUACAACGACGACGACGACGACGACGACGCCGACAACAACUCCACCUUCACUUGGCUCUUAUUGCAGUAAAGACAGUUGCAACCAUAUAGAACAUGCUCAGUGCAACAAUACGUGCCAGUGUAAUGCUGACUUCUAUAGCUCGGACCUCUCAUGCGUCUCUAAAUCGGGGGUGACACCAACCAACAUCAACGCCACAUUCAUCAACUACACAACUGCCGAGGUGGUGUGGUCGAUUGCACGUCCCCGCGACGUGAAGAACGUCACCGUGACCUGUCCUCGAUGUUAUGGACGUAUAGACGUUAAUGCCAGCGCUAAUACCGCCAUAUUGGCCUCUCUCCGCCUGGGAACCGACUUUGACAUCACUGUGACUGUGAGGACACAGGAUGGAAGGACCUUCACCUCGGAUACAAUCAAAUACACCACACGCCCUGGCCUUGUGAGAGGUGUAAUGGUUUCAAGCGGAAACAACGAGAUAACUGUCAGGUGGACGCGAUUACAAGUUACAACAGACGUAACAUACGUCGUGACCAUCAACGGGAUUCAAAAUAGCACAGCAGGGACUAAAAUCUAUCAAAGAGCAAAAUAUGACACCUGUUACAAUGUGACCGUUCAAGCCAGAAACGGUGCCGGACUGGGUCCAGUUUCACCUUUGUCCCAGCUUGCCACGGACGCUGGAGUACCCGGUGGUGUGCAAGGCCUGGCAGUUAGUAACGUGAAGUCGCGGACGAUGACGGUGUCGUGGACGAGACCGUCUGACGUCAAUGGAACAGUCAUUGCGUACAGGGUGAACGUGAGGCACAAGACGACCGGGAAUGCCGCUACUAAGAACCUCACCUGUACAGAUUGUGGGUCACCCUGCUCCGGACAAACACAGCGGGCUAAACACACGCCUUUGGAAUUCAUGGCAUCACAGAAAAGGUUCAACGCUACCUUUUCUGACUUGAAUCCGUUCACUAACUACGUUCUCAGUGUCGAGGCCGUUACGAGGAAUCACACAGGACACGCCGUCUUCACCAACUUCACAACACUGGAAGGAAGGCCUCGGCAGCCCAACAACGUUUCCGUACUAGCCGACACAACAUCUGCUACCAUCAAGUGGUCAAUAUCAGGUCGUCCUCGUGGUAACACGAACUAUGCAGUCAUCACGCGGGACCUUGAUAACCAUACAGAAUGGGAGACACGGUGUGACAAUCGAUCUUGCCAUGUGCUUGGUCUGACGCCAUACUGGAAUUACUCACUGGCAGUGAGAGCGAGCAAUACGAAGGGUAGAAAACUUUCCGACAACGUCACCUUCACAACACAGGAAGACGUUCCUGGACCCGUGACGGGGAUAAAUGUGACGGGCCCCAACGAUGUCGUCGCUUUGAGAUCUUUGACCAUCACGUGGAGACCCCCGCUCCCGAGGGAGAGACACGGCAUUAUCCAGGGAUACACCGUUUACGUACAGUGCCAGAAGGUACGUACAAAAUUUUCCACGUUGACGAUGUAUGAAACAUCCCUGAAGUUAACGAGAGAUGUGCAGCCGGAGUGUCGCUACAACAUCACGGUGUUCGCAUCCACAAGUAAGGGGAACGGAAGCCGUGUGACCAGACAGUUCAUGACAACACCAGGAGCUCCGCCAGAAAUUGGAAAAAUGGUUAUGAAAUCCAACAGCCGCGUCAGCGACCCCAAGCGUGAGAUGGCCAUCAGUGUACCACGUGACGUGUGUAACAACUCCUAUGGGAGGGUGCGAGUGUGGGGCGUGGUUGUUCUCAGAAACAGGGACCAGUAUCAAGGAAAAUACCGUGGACAUCGAGAUGGCUUCUUCCGCCGCUACCCGUUCCAGAUCGCCAUCAACAAGUCCGAGGAACGAUGUGAACACUGGCGGGAUAACGCGCCAGACAUAAUUAUCGGAGAUGGCAGUUGCGAAAACGGCAUCUGCAACAACCGUCUGAAGCCGGCCAGCAAGUACAGGUUUGUUGUGUUCGCCUGUACGAGCACCGGCUGCAGCGAGACUCUCCCCUCCGUGUAUCUACAGACAGCAAGCGAAGAGGAAUCCAACACAUUCAUAGUGGCAAUCGUUGCUGGCAUCGUGCUCAUAGUCCUGUCGUCGCUGUUAGUCGCCGUACUCUACAAGCUGUGGCGGAAGAGGACCGCUGUACGCCCCAGUGUCCAUUUCGACCCCGCGACUAUCGAACUAGGAGCCAAGAAGGCCAGCGUGGUGUCCCAGGCCCAGAAGUCCCGACCUGUGAAGCUGCAGAAUUUCUCGGACCACGUGGAACAGUUACACAGAGACUCCAAUCUUGGCUUUGCAGAGGAAUUUAAGAUGGUGGCUCAGGUGUGUGGUCGACAUCCCACGAAGUCAGCAGAACAACAGGCGUGUCGCACCAAGAACAGAUACACCAACGUGCUGCCAUAUGACCACUCCAGGGUGAAGCUGUUGUCCCAGGACGACGAGGAGGGUUCCGACUACAUCAACGCCAACUUCAUCACGGGCUAUAACUGUAAGCGGGAGUAUAUCGCCGCCCAGGGCCCGCUGCCCAGCACGAAGGACGACUUCUGGCGACUCAUCUGGGAGCAGAGGGUCAGUAUGGUCGUCAUGCUGACCCAGUGCAAGGAGAAGGGCAGGAUCAAGUGUGAGAAGUACUGGCCAGACAACUCUGAACCUGUGUACUUCGGGGACCUGAUCGUGCAUCUCCGCUCCGAGUCCGUUCUGCCGGACUACGUCAUCCGUAUACUUGACGUCAGACAGGGUAACAAAAAGCGUGUACUACGUCAUUUCCACUUCCUGAAGUGGCCAGACUUUGGCUGUCCCGAAAGAACAUGCCUCCUUCUGAACUUUGUGUCAGCGGUGCGCGCGCACAUGCCCCACAAUCAGGAGGGGCCAACACUUGUACAUUGCAGUGCAGGUGUAGGACGAACUGGGACGUUUAUUUCCGUGGACGUCUUGCUACAACAAAUCCGCGACUACAGCGAAUUGGACAUCUUUGGCCUGGUGCUGCAGAUGAGGGAUAACCGACCACACAUGGUUCAGACAGAGAGUCAAUACAUCUACAUCCACGACUGCAUCAGGGACGCUCUUCAGGAAGAGACUGAUGAUGAAUGUGAGAUGGAGGAAGAAGAAGAAGAGGAGGAGGAAGACGAACACAUCUACCAGAACGCCUAAAGAGCAACCCCACAUGACUGACCAACUGUACAGCACAUUCAGGGAAAGAGAAUAUUCAAGGCUGGCCCUAUUGCUGGAGAUACCGUGUAAAUAUAUACAGAGCGUUCUGUGAACACAACACGCAGGAACACCAACGUCGUCGACCCCAACUGUACAACAUUCAGUACCUGAAAAACACACACGGUUAAACAUCUAUAACUGACUCAAGUGAACACGUUGACGGACGUCCCUGCUGCAGGGGAUAGUGACAGCAGCAGUAUGUGCAAUGGAUGUGUAAAGUAACAACCAGAAACAGGGAUGUUAUACAGAACCAGGGUUCGACUGUUGUUGUGUAUGGAGUAUUGCGUUCCUUGGAAGACUAAGGAUGUGACUCGGGAAUCCCAACAUCAGAUAACAAACAGUGUUGUUAAACUUUACACUCUGGUUACUGUGACUCAGUGUACUGAGCGGACAUCCGAUAUGCACGACUCUUUCAGGAUGCAGUGUAGCCUUGUGUUAGUCAUACGACUAACACUUUAAUCCAAGCUACUUGUGUCCAAGCUAUUAUGUAAAUGCAUAUGACAAGCUCGCCCUGCUGGAUAUACGUACAAACACCGUUGUAUCGAACGUUGAUGUGUCGAAUAGCGUUUGUCUCGAAAAAUAGGAUUGUACCUCUGCAUUCUUUCCUUAUUAGUUGUCCGCUGUGUCGAACUUCGGAUAACUCGAAGUAUUUACGUAGGUCCCAUCGACUUCGACACAACGGUGUUUCACUGUCGAUCCAAGAUGACCAUUUACUCAAGUAUUUUUCGUGCAGUACAAGGAAAAAUGUAACUGCUGUUUUCACGUCAACGAUUUGAAUCAAACGUUGUUACGGUGUUGCCUCCCCUAGUUCGAGGUUGACAUUGUAUUUUUUUUAGUUUACAUGAGUCCGAAAAGGCAAAAUGAAAUUGAAUUCCAAGGAGAUGGUUAGAUAUGAAAGACGUGCACAUCCAAGGAGAUGGUUAGAUAUAAAAGACGUGCACAGACAUAUGUUUUUAUCAGUUGAUAUAUAUAUUUUUUUUUGUGCUCACAUAUCGCUUUACAGUUAAUUGACAACCUUUCCUUUCCCCUUGAUAUUUUGUUUGUAUAUAUUGGCAAAUUGAUACAGAAACAGAUCUAGUAUAUAAUGGUGAUGGAAUUAUCGGAGCAAACCAUAAGUCUUCUAGUAGAUCGUCAAAACAUAAAUAUAGAAUAUUAAAACCGGUAAUAUGUGAUUGCACUGCAAUCUUCCAAAGCUGUGAGAUCGUUCACGUCACACUAACAAACCCGUGAUGAAAUAUUAACUUAUUACGUCUGUAUUAUCAUAUUUCAUGUUUUAGAAUUUAUUCUAUAUGUAUAUUUCAAGCGUUAUUUGUUUGUUUACCUUUCGUUUAUAUAUAUGUAUACUCAGAUGUGUUUAUACGUAACAUGUUGCAAUGAAACCAGUGUUUUGACCAAUCACUUUCUUUGGUCAAGUGAUAUUUGACGUCAAUGUCGCAUAGAUGCAUUCCACAAUACAUUCCUAAAAUGUCAUUCCACCGUUUGGAAUCCAUAUCCAGAUGUAAUCAAUGUAUAUUAUAAAAUAUAUUUGCAUAUAAAUAUUUUCUCAGAAGU
Haliotis rubra (blacklip abalone) is the source of this 5912-nucleotide messenger RNA. Its product is annotated as phosphatidylinositol phosphatase PTPRQ-like. The record is from RefSeq and is a predicted model, not a curated record. Gene Ontology annotation, molecular function: protein tyrosine phosphatase activity; protein binding. Gene Ontology annotation, biological process: protein dephosphorylation. Bases 318 to 4301 code for a protein of 1327 amino acids. The transcript has 28 exons. Lineage: Eukaryota; Metazoa; Mollusca; Gastropoda; Lepetellida; Haliotidae.